AUGGACGUGAACAAUGGACAGAAGACUUUCACGUGUCAGCAGUGUGAAAAGAGUUUCCCAAGAAAAAGUAACCUGGAGACACACAUGAGAACUCACACCGGAGAGAAACCUUUCACGUGCCUUCCGUGUGGACAGGGUUUCGCAAGUAAAGGUAACCUUGGGAAACACCUGACAGUUCACAGCGAAAAGAAACCCUUCAUGUGUCAGCAGUGUGGAAAGAGUUUCACAUGUAAAAGUAACCUGGAGACACACAUGAGAACUCACACCGGAGAGAAACAUUUCACGUGUCAUCUGUGUGGAAAGAGCUUCACAUCUGACAAUCACCUAAAGAGACACUUGAGAAUUCACACCGGAGAGAAACCUCACGCAUGUCAGCAUUGUGGAAAGAGUUUCAAAUAUACCAAUAACCUGAAGAAACACUUGAGAAUGCACACUGGGGAGAAACCAUUUACAUGUCGACUGUGUGAAAAGAGUUUCACAAGGGAAGGUAACCUUCAGGUACACAUGAGAACUCACAUUGGAGAGAAACCUUAA
Messenger RNA from Triplophysa rosa, 534 nucleotides. RefSeq names its product gastrula zinc finger protein XlCGF8.2DB-like. Gene Ontology annotation, biological process: regulation of transcription by RNA polymerase II; central nervous system development. Gene Ontology annotation, molecular function: RNA polymerase II cis-regulatory region sequence-specific DNA binding; DNA-binding transcription factor activity, RNA polymerase II-specific. The coding region runs from base 1 to 534 and encodes 177 amino acids. The transcript has a single exon. The record is from RefSeq and is a predicted model, not a curated record. Lineage: Eukaryota; Metazoa; Chordata; Actinopteri; Cypriniformes; Nemacheilidae. Gene Ontology annotation, cellular component: nucleus.